CUCUUCGUUCCCUGGGAUGGGAUUCUGCCAGCUGGUCUGAGGGGGGUCAGAGUGCCCCCCCGUUGCCCGACACCCACUAAUGUGUGGGGCUUGAGGCCACAGCCUCAAGGAGAAGGUUGCGGCUGGUGAGGGGCCCUUGGGAGGCACUGCCAAUGAAGCAGAAGGCUCUGGCAGGGUGGGUUGGGAGUCUGAGAGGCGGUGUUCAGCCCAGGGCUUGGUGGCCACGAGACCGCCCAGUUCCCGUGCUGUGCCUGUCCCCUUACCAGCGCAGGCCCACCUCCUUCCUCGUGGGCGGAGACCACGUGAGCUAGGCCGCUGGAGCAGGUGCUGGCCUGCUGCACACACCCACCAAGUAGUGGUGUCUAGAUCCCACGCGGGGGCUACGGCAGGAGCAGCGGCAGCAGAGGGUUGAGUGGCUGCGUGUCGAGAUGUGGGGAGAUGUGGGGAGAUGCGCUGGCAGGAAGUGGGGUGGGGAGCUCCGCUGAGGUCUGCACAAGGGCACCUCUGAAGGUGCCCAAGCCGUUGGGCCUGCUCCAGCCGGGGCCGAGGAGGAGCUACCGUGCGCAGGGCCUUGGCCUAGCUGUGGCUUCACAGGAUGGGGCCACAGGUGCCCUCGGCCCCUCCUGUCCUCUGGGUCCUAGGGUGCCUCACCUUGUUCCUCUGGCUGUGGACACUGUGCACAGCCUGCCACAGUCACCGCUGAGACAACACCGCCUCUGCUCCCUCAGCAAGUCGGACACCAGACUGCAUGAGCUGCACCGGGGGCCAAAAAGCUGCAGGGCCCCUCGGCCUGCCAGCGUGGAUAUCCUGCACCCGCGAUGGCUGGAAGUGCCCAGAGGUACCAGCAGACCUCUGACAGCCUUCUCACACCGGGAACUGCCCCAGGCGACGCCUGCUGCCACCUUGCCCUCCAUCUGCCCCGAGGCCACCUAUUCCAAUGUGGGGCUGGCGGCCCGCCCUGUGGUGUGGGCAGGGGCACGGCUGACCAGCAGCCAUGCCAGGCCCGGGCCUGAGGCCGGACCCAGGGUGGCUGAGUAUGCCUGUAUCCAGAAGCUCGAGGGAACAGAUCAAGGCCCCCAAAGCCUCAGGCAGUGGAAGGCCGAGGUGACCCCAGCUGUUCAGGUGGACAUCCUGUACUCCAGGGUUAAGAAGCCUAAAAAGAGGGACCUAGGACCUGCCACAGAUCAGCUGGACCCCAAGGGCAGAGGAGAAAUUCCGGCUCUGGGAAGCGACCAGGCCUACGAGACCCUCCCACUCAGGGGCCUAGGCGUGGAUGAUGGCCUCCCAGACAAUGUGUACGAGACUAUCCAGGAGAUGGGGGCCCCUGAGCACCCGGAGCCCUCUGGCUGUAGCUAUUAGCAUAAGAAAAGAGGACAGAGGCAGGGCACGGGGGCUCCCUGCUUCCCCAGUUUCAGCCCAGAGAGGGGCAUCCAACCCCCAUCUGCCUUGAACCACCAAGUAUAGACGGUCCUCCUUCCAAAGUAGUGCCCAACGCCUAUUCCCUGCCCCUCCCCCCACAGCUGGCAGCGCAAAGUUCAGAUCCCAAGGCUUCUAGCCUGUGAGGUCCCUGGGGGUCCUGGCCCCCAUGGCGUUUUGGCCUUUCCCAAGAUCUUAAUAAACACCCAGCACAGGAUGAAU
Messenger RNA from Neofelis nebulosa (Clouded leopard), 1638 nucleotides. It is a transcript of the gene LIME1, whose product is annotated as Lck interacting transmembrane adaptor 1. Bases 439 to 1359 code for a protein of 306 amino acids. Gene Ontology annotation, cellular component: B cell receptor complex. The transcript has 5 exons. Gene Ontology annotation, molecular function: protein kinase binding. Lineage: Eukaryota; Metazoa; Chordata; Mammalia; Carnivora; Felidae. The record is from RefSeq and is a predicted model, not a curated record. Gene Ontology annotation, biological process: regulation of phosphatidylinositol 3-kinase/protein kinase B signal transduction; T cell receptor signaling pathway; regulation of release of sequestered calcium ion into cytosol.